GAAGGCAUGAGAUAUAUAAUUGUGAAUUCCAAACCCUAUAUUGUGGGAGGUAAGUCUUGCCCCAAGCGUCCUAGCGAAUCUUUUAAACCCAACCUUGAAGUCAUUGACUGUGAACCCACAGAGGGCAACAAAACUACAAUUCCCACGACUUUUGCUCCCAAGGUAAAUCCUGUGGUGGUCACCAUAAAGGAUAAAAUCUAUGUCAUGUCCACGGAGCCUGUCGGGUACGAGAUGGAAGAAGAAUCGCCAGCCCUCUUCGAGGUUUUCGAUCCGGUUACCGGGUUGUGGACAGUCCUCCCCAAUCCCCCCUUCCCCGUUGGUACUGAUGUUGUCCUUUUUGAAUGUUCUUGGGGCGACACCCUCGUUGUGAGGCACUGGUUACGCCAAAGAUAUUACGUUUUUGACACCCUUCAAAAUAAAUGGGAGGAGGAUGAUGCAAUUGCAUCUGGCGUCCCGAAGGCAUCUAUCUCUCGUUUUGCAGAAUUCAAGAACUUUCUGGUUAACGUCUAUUAUUGGGGUGGAGAUGUUAUUGCUUAUAGUUUGGAUCCGAUCAACGGCAUCCCGAAGCCGGUUGGGGAGCUAGUUGAGCUUCGGAAGGUGUUAUGGCAGCCUUGUCUAGAGUUUUCCUCAACUUUCGUCAGCCAUAUGAGUGGUGAUGAUGGGCUUAUGUGCAUAAUGAGUGGUGGCUGGGAUCCGUCGAACAAGUUUUGUGUACGUGUAGUGGUGUUCCAACUGCUCGUUACAAGCCUUGCUCCUGGUGAAGGAUUUCGCGUCAAUGCAGAUAUCAAGGCCAACGAAACUUAUUAUUUCAAAUAUUAUUCUUUCAAACCGACUGGCGAUCUACAAAUCAGCUCAGUUGCAAUGACGCUUGAUCGUUCGGACAAGCAUGACAAUAAGCCUGGUGCAAGUUGCAAGAAUGAAAAUCUUCCUAAGUUUGAUAGGUUUGUACUUAGUGCAUGAAAUCUGAAUAGUUUGGAAUUAUUUUUAUUUAUAUUUAUCAGUAGCGCCUA
Molecule: messenger RNA, 1010 nt
Organism: Prunus dulcis (almond)
Lineage: Eukaryota; Viridiplantae; Streptophyta; Magnoliopsida; Rosales; Rosaceae
Exons: 2
Coding region: 7-960 (317 amino acids)
Molecular function (GO): protein binding
Source: RefSeq, a predicted model, not a curated record